AUGAAGUACUCCCUCGUCAUCACCGUCGCUUUUGUGCUGCUAGCUACUGCAUCUCCUGUCCCGUCCCCGGAAUCUAUCAGCAACGGCGCAAUGGGCAGCGGCCGUAUUCCCUGCAAUGGGAAGAACAAGGCAAACUGUGUUCCUGGGGGCAGUACAGGGUCCGCCAAUCCCCCAAGCAGUGGCUGCAAUCAGAACAACAAAUGCCGUGGUGGCAGCAAACUUCGACGCAUGGUGGCGGAUGAAUUUGCUGCUGAGGAUAACGAGCCUGAGGAUUAA
This is a messenger RNA of Colletotrichum destructivum, 276 nucleotides long. RefSeq names its product Putative rapid ALkalinization Factor. NCBI's taxonomy places the organism in Eukaryota, Fungi, Ascomycota, Sordariomycetes, Glomerellales, Glomerellaceae. Bases 1 to 276 code for a protein of 91 amino acids. The record is from RefSeq and is a predicted model, not a curated record. The transcript has 2 exons.